This is a messenger RNA of Xiphophorus maculatus (southern platyfish), 780 nucleotides long. It is a transcript of the gene hoxa4a, whose product is annotated as homeobox protein Hox-A4. Bases 1 to 780 code for a protein of 259 amino acids. Gene Ontology annotation, cellular component: nucleus. Gene Ontology annotation, biological process: regulation of transcription by RNA polymerase II; anterior/posterior pattern specification; embryonic skeletal system morphogenesis. NCBI's taxonomy places the organism in Eukaryota, Metazoa, Chordata, Actinopteri, Cyprinodontiformes, Poeciliidae. Gene Ontology annotation, molecular function: DNA-binding transcription factor activity, RNA polymerase II-specific; RNA polymerase II cis-regulatory region sequence-specific DNA binding. The transcript has 2 exons. The record is from RefSeq and is a predicted model, not a curated record.
AUGAGUUCCUACUUGAUAAACUCCAACUACAUCGAGCCUUCCUUCCCACCAUGCGACGAGUACCAGCAGAGCGGAUAUAUCCCCAGCCACGGCGACUACUACGAGCGGCCAAAGGAUACGGGCUUCCCCCAUCACGACGAGCAAUCCUAUCCCAGGUCAGGCUACGCGGAGACGGGCUAUGACUACGGAACCGUCCCCUCGGCUGCCGCCGCUGCAGGACUCGACGAUUUCGGCGACGGGCACCACGCACAGCCGCAGCCGGUCCCACAGAGCCACGGCGCUCGCCUCUCCGCGGCGCCAGACGGUGGCGCAGGGGCAAACGGGAGCAAAGACUGCAGCCUCGCCGGUGAAGUGUACCCCGGCGUGGCGAAGGGCAAGGAGCCGGUUGUCUAUCCGUGGAUGAAAAAGGUCCACGUUAGCAGCGUCAAUGCCAGUUACAAUGGAGGGGUGCCCAAGAGGUCCCGCACUGCCUACACCCGCCAGCAGGCUCUAGAGCUGGAGAAGGAGUUCCACUUCAACCGCUACCUGACCCGGCGCAGGCGGGUGGAGAUCGCGCACACCAUGUGCUUGUCCGAGCGCCAGGUCAAGAUCUGGUUCCAGAACCGUAGGAUGAAGUGGAAGAAGGAGCACAAGCUUCCCAACACAAAGAUCCGCUCAUCAUCCGGGUCGGCCUCUUCCUCAGCCUCCGGGGCCCAGCAGCAGCAGCAGCAGCAGCACCAACAGCAGCAGAUCAAAACAGGCCAGCAGCUUGUCCCAACGCCGUGCACAGUUGGUCUAUAG